Messenger RNA from Peniophora sp. CBMAI 1063, 1965 nucleotides. The record is from the annotation of a GenBank genome assembly. Lineage: Eukaryota; Fungi; Basidiomycota; Agaricomycetes; Russulales; Peniophoraceae.
AUGGCAAACCUUCCCGUGAACAAGGACGCACAUGCGUUCGAUAAGACGCGUUUCGAGAGCGUCAUGAACCGCAGGUUUUUCUACGCACCCGCCUUCGAGAUCUACGGCGGUGUCGCUGGUUUAUAUGAUUACGGCCCGCCCGGUUCGUCUCUCCAGGCGAACAUCAUUGCGGAAUGGCGUCGGCACUUCAUCGUGGAGGAGAGUAUGCUCGAGAUUGACAGCACGAUCAUGACUCCCGCGCCUGUCUUCGAGACGUCAGGUCACGUCGCGCGCUUCGCAGACUGGAUGGUGAAGGAUGAGAAGACUGGCGAUGUCUUGCGAGCGGACCAUCUAGUUGAGGGUGUAUUGGAGGCGCGUUUGGCUGGUGAUAAGGAGGCACGAGGGCUUGCGGCAAAUCCAGUCAAGGAGGACCCGAAAAAGAAGAAGAAGAAGGAUGUCAAGGCCGUAGCAGUGCAGCUCGCGGAUGAGGUGGCUGCAGAGUACGAGAAGAUCCUUGCUCAGAUUGACAACUUCUCUGGCCCAGAACUCGGCGAACUCUGCAAGAAGUACGACAUUCGCAACCCGGAUACUGGCAACGUUGUCACGGAACCUGUGCAGUUCAAUCUCAUGUUCGCAUCCUCGAUCGGCCCGACCGGCCAACAUCCAGGCUUCCUGCGUCCGGAGACCGCACAGGGCCACUUCCUGAACUUCUCUCGCCUGCUCGACUUCAACAACGGCCGCCUUCCGUUUGCGAGCGCCCAGAUCGGUCGUUCAUUCCGCAAUGAGAUCAGUCCACGUGCGGGCCUGCUUCGCGUGCGCGAAUUCACGAUGGCCGAGAUCGAGCACUAUGUCGAUCCCGCAGACAAGACCCACCCACGAUUUGGCGAAGUACGCGACGUCGUUGUUGGCCUUCUGGACCGCGAUACACAGAGUGGCGGCCACACGACUGUGCGAAAGAUGAGCAUCGGCGAUGCAGUUUCUCAGGGCGUUAUUGCGAACGAAACGCUUGGCUACUUUGUGGCGCGUAUCUACGCUUUCCUAAUCAAGAUCGGUAUCGACGAGAAGCGCCUGCGAUUCCGCCAACACAUGGCGAACGAGAUGGCCCAUUACGCAACGGACUGUUGGGAUGCGGAAAUCCAGAACAGCUACGGUUGGACGGAAUGCGUUGGCUGUGCAGACCGUGCCGCAUAUGAUCUGACGGUACACGCGAAGAAGACGGGUGCGGGGUUGGUCGUGCGCGAGGCGCUGAAGGACCCAAUCGUCACGGAGAAGAUUGUAGCUGAGCUCAACAAGAAGAAGAUGGGCAAGGCUUUCGGGAAGGAUAUCGGGGUGCUGCAAAAGGUGCUCGAUGAUUGCGAGGAGACGCAGCUCGAGAAGCUUCAGGGGGAGUUGGCACAAGGUUCUGUCGCACUCACGACUCCGGACGGUCGCGUGCUCACUCUUGACCGGGAGAUGCUCACGAUUGAGAAGAAGACGUUCAAGCAAUCUGUACGCGAAUACACGCCGAACGUCAUUGAGCCCUCGUUCGGUCUCGGCCGCAUCCUAUACGCCCUCCUUGAACACAGUUUCUGGGCUCGUGAGCAGGACAUCGAGCGCGGUGUUCUCUCGCUUCCGCCGGUAGUCGCACCGACCAAGGUGCUCAUCGUGCCAUUGAGCGCUAAGGAGGAGUUCAUGCCGCUGGUCCGCGAAGUCUCGGCAAAGUUCCGUAAAGCCGGUGUCUCUGCCCGCGUGGACGACAGCAACACUAGUAUCGGGAAGCGGUACGCACGCAACGACGAGCUCGGCACGCCAUUCGGGGUUACACUCGACUUUGCCUCCGUAUCGAAGGGCACCAUGACGCUCCGCGAGCGUGACACGACGGGCCAACUUAUUGGCGAGAUUGACGAGGUCGUCAGCCUCGUUGUACAACUCGUGGAGGGCACGAUUGAUUGGGCAGAGGCAUGCAAACGCCUGCCCUCGUAUGACGGCGUGCAGGCCGUCGAGUAG